GUCACCGACCAACAGCUGGGAGCAGGCAGGAUUCAUUACGGCUGGAAUUUGGACAAAGUUCCUGUCAAACUACAUUUUAUAUCUGGUGAACUCCCUGAUGAAGAGGGAAGUCCUCGCGCUCUGAGCCGUGAAAGUUUGUCCUGCAGGUAUGUGUUCCAGUCGAAGUAUAUGUGGGGACAAUGACCGAUCCUCCAACUCCGAAUCUGGAUUUUCAGGAGCUCACUAUGCCCUCUGUGCCCUUGGAAUUGGACUCGUUGCCCUCGGGAUUGUCAUGAUAGUUUGGACUGUGAUACCUGAAGAAUCGGUCUCAGUGACGUCUCCAACUUCAUCAGGCAACUUCACUUCAACCCCUUCAACCCCUACUGAUGCUGACAAAGACCGCACAAAGUCCUCGUCUGUGGCGCUGGUGCUGGUCGGAGUGGGGAUAGUAAUGUUGCUGUUGUCCAUUUGCCUCGGUAUAAGGAGCAAGCGGAGAGCUCAGAGAAGAAGCAACCAGACGGCGACAGCAGCAGCCCCCUAUCGAGUGGCGGGACAGGAGGAGUCAAGUGUAGACCCAUCUUUGUACAACGUGCCGAGCUAUGAGGAGGCCGUCGGCAGCGGAAACUACCCCGUCCGCCAGAGCAACCUGAGGCAUAGCACCUCACAGCUGCCAUCUUACGAGGACAUUCUAGCAGCCGUGGAAAACGAGGGAAGGGACCAGCCUAACAACUCCACUGAGGACGCCCCUCUUAACGAUCAAGGACCGACCUCUGUUCCACCAGACGCCGAGCCCGGUGCCGAGUCCUCCGGCCUCGCACCAACCCCCAGCCUGCCCACACGCAGCGCUAGCCGAGCCAGCCGUUUCCUGAAGCCCCUCCGUGUGAGGAGAAUAAAAUCGGACAAACUGCACCUUAAAGACUUUCGCCUCCAGAUCCGCAGCCCCACGCAGAACCCAGUGACCAUUGAACCCAUCACCCCGCCCCCACAGUAUGAAAACAAGAUGCCCGAGCUACAGUGAUAACCUGAUGA
Nematolebias whitei (Rio pearlfish) is the source of this 1008-nucleotide messenger RNA. It is a transcript of the gene tmem51b, whose product is annotated as transmembrane protein 51b. The transcript has 4 exons. Lineage: Eukaryota; Metazoa; Chordata; Actinopteri; Cyprinodontiformes; Rivulidae. The record is from RefSeq and is a predicted model, not a curated record. The coding region runs from base 149 to 997 and encodes 282 amino acids.